AUGAUACAGGGCGUGAUCUUCUUGAACCAUGAGACAUAUGCACCGCCUCGUUGGCAAGGAACCUUGAUCGUCUCUGCAGCGUCAAUUGGCAUGAGUCUUUUUAAUAUAUUUGCAGCGAAACAUCUCCCACUUGCCGAGGGCAUCUUCGUCACAUUUCACUUCUUUGCAUUUGUUCCAAUUAUUGUCACAUUACUCGUCCUCGCUCCCAAGGCAAAGGCCCAAGACGUAUUCUUCGGUUUUAAGGAUUAUGGGGCUGGGUGGGCGAAUCCAUCUUUGGCAGUGAUGAUAGGUCAAGUGUCCUCAAUGUUUACCGUCAUGGGCUCUGACUCAGUCUCACAUAUGUCUGAAGAGAUUGAGGACGCUGGUGUUACAGUUCCUAAAUCAAUGAUAUUGUCCUUUGCCCUAAACAUACCAUUUGGCAUAGGUUCAGUCCUAACAUAUUUAUUUAUAAUGCCUGACGUACAAGAUGCUCUUGACUCCCCUGCUGGUCUACCGUUUAUCUACGUAUUCUCUGAGGCUACGAAGAAUACAACGGGUGCAAGCAUCCUAGUUGUAGCCAUCCUCCUCUUAUUCUUCAUGAUUACUAUUAGCUCCACAGCGUCAGCAUCGCGACAGACAUUCGCUUUCGCUCGAGAUAAUGGUCUGCCCUUCUCUAACUGGCUUGGAGCUGUCCACCCGACACUCCAUAUCCCCGUCAACUCAGUUAUAUUAACAUGCGCUUUCUCUAUUAUCAUGUUCCUGAUCAAUAUUGGUUCUAGCGUCGCGAUGAACGCCUUGUUAUCACUCGCUACAAGUCCUCUCAUGGGUACAUAUAUGAUCUGCAUUGCUUGCGUUAUCGUGCGCCGCAUCACGAAAUCUCCACCACUACCCCCUUCCCGUUGGUCGCUUGGUCGAUUUGGAAUGCCAAUAAAUAUACUAGCCCUGGUAUAUUCUUCUUGGGCAUUCUUUUGGAGCUUCUGGCCCGUGAACCGUGAAGUCACGGACGAAACUCUCAACUGGGCACCGGUCCUGUUUGUCGGGGUAAUGGGAUCAUCUGGGUUGUUGUACUGGCUGGUUGCGCGGAAGGUUUAUGAAGGCCCUGUUGUUAAGGUUGAAGGUCGGAAGUUUCAUUAA
This is a messenger RNA of Aspergillus oryzae RIB40, 1113 nucleotides long. RefSeq lists its product as uncharacterized. Gene Ontology annotation, biological process: transmembrane transport. The transcript is spliced from 4 exons. Gene Ontology annotation, cellular component: membrane. Gene Ontology annotation, molecular function: transmembrane transporter activity. The record is from RefSeq and is a predicted model, not a curated record. The coding region runs from base 1 to 1113 and encodes 370 amino acids. NCBI's taxonomy places the organism in Eukaryota, Fungi, Ascomycota, Eurotiomycetes, Eurotiales, Aspergillaceae.